Molecule: messenger RNA, 2386 nt
Organism: Tachyglossus aculeatus (Australian echidna)
Lineage: Eukaryota; Metazoa; Chordata; Mammalia; Monotremata; Tachyglossidae
Gene: C21H16orf96
Product: chromosome 21 C16orf96 homolog
Exons: 17
Coding region: 211-2286 (691 amino acids)
Source: RefSeq, a predicted model, not a curated record
GGCCCCAGCUGCUGCCUCCUUGCAGACUUCUGCAUGUUCCUUGGUCUCCUAGCAACAGGCAGAAACUUUCUGACUCUGGUGUUGGCCGGGACCAGUGCCAGCCCCUGGAGAAUGGCCGGGCCUCGCUAGCCCGGGCCCUCUGAGGGUGCGGGGCCCGCGGACAAGCGGACCGGUGGAAACGGCCUUCGCGGCCCCGGGACUCGGACCAGGAUGAGUUUCUCCGUCACCUACGCGGAGCUCCUGAAACGGGCCAUCGGCACGCCGGAGUCGGGAGCCGUGAACUUCAACGCCUUGUACUUGCUUCUGCAGAGCAUCCUCGACCACCUGCACCUGGGGGAGUUGAGGCGGGAGCUGUCGGGGGACGAGAGGGAACACCUGGAGCCGGCCGAGUCGGGGCCGGGCGCUGCCCGAGACGGGCCGGCCCAGCCGUCCGCCUUCCUCCUGGAUCUGGUGCAGGAGCGGCUGGCCAGGAUGGAGGGCAGACUGGCCCACUUGGAUGACCCCCCCAGCUCCGGCCAGCUGCUGGAGGCUAGUCACGGCUCUGGCAAGCCAGUCCAGGAGAUGUGGAAGAUGAUGCAGCUCAAGAAGAAGGUGGAAGGGAAUGAAGAAGGCAUGACCAAGGCCAUGAAUACUCUCCAAGACCUGCUCAGCAACAUCUGCUUCCUCCAAACGUCUGUGGACACCUUCCUGAAAGAGCUACAGAACCUCAAGGAAAAGUUUGGCAAGCUCAACCUGGAACUGGUGAGCAAUCGCGUCAAAGAGCUGGAGCUGCAGAGAGAGCAGAUUCAGAAGCUGCAGGAGGACAUGGACAAGGUCCAGGUGAAGCUGGAUACCUUUCCCGAGCACAGCGAUGUGGUGCAGUGGACUUCUCUUCAUGAUGCCAUGGAGGAGCGGGUACCAGAGACUGUUCCACAAAAACCCGUGAGCGUGGAGGAGAAGCAGCUGAGUGCUAAGCAGUCGCUGAACAGCCUGGCUCAGCUGCCCAGCCAGCACGACCUCCUGAGGGAACAGCUGGUCUACCUUGAGGGCCAGCUGAAGGACCAGGCCAUCCAACUGGCCCAGCUUGGGAUCUCGGACCAGGUAGAGGAACAGCUGAGUAAACUGCGGAACCGGCUCUCUGACCUCGAAAAGGCCGAGCUAAAGGACAAGGAAUUUGGGAAAAAGCUGGGAAACAAAGUGCAGAAGCUGAAGGAACAGUGUGUCUUGCUGGGGAAGGCCUCCGAGAAACUGCAGCAGAGCAUGGAGGAGAUCCAGGGCCUCCGCUCACUGGUGGAACAGCUGGAGUUGAACAAGGUGGACAAGGCCCUGAUGCUGCAGGAGAUGAAAGAGAAAGCAGACAAGAGCGCUCUGGCUUGCAAGGCCAACCGGGCGGACCUGGUGAGCGCCUCGGCCCAGCUGAGCGAGAUGAUGCAGGAGCUGCUGCAGAAGAUGACCUUCCAGGAGGAGGACUGGCAGAAGGUGUUGGAGAAACUGUUCAGUGACAUGGAUUUCAAGCUGGACCGCAUGGAGCUGGACCCGCUGAAGAAAGAGCUGGAGCUCGUCUGGAAAUUCAUUAAAAAGCACCUGAGUGAAGGCCCACGCUUCGACGCAGACAGCGCUGCUGGCUUCAAGAAGCAGCUCUUUGAGCGGGUGAAGUGCAUCUCCUGUAACCGGCCCGUGGAAAUGAUGACCGGCCCUCAUCUGAUCACGGUGCGGAAAGCCAGCCUUACCCCGCGCCCCCGGCCUGCCAGUGCCAACGGCUACGAAUAUCUGUUCCAGGGGCAGCAAAUGAGGGAACCCCCGCCGCCCCCGACACCGGUGCUGGAAAUGGGGAGCUGCCCCGAGGGCAGUGAGCGGCCCACCCAGGACUCCCCAAACGCUCAGCAGACCUGGAGCUGCACCCACGGCAGCAGUCUCAAGCGAGCGACGGCGAAGGGACAGAGCCUUUCCACCCUCUACCCCUAUGGGGACCCCUCGGUGCUGGACUAUGACCACGCGGAAGUGGACAUCCUGGGAGUGGAUGGCAUCUUGUACAAGGGCCGGAUGAGCGCUCGCAACAGUGUGCGGUCUGCUUCUCUGGAGAAGGAUCUGCCAGGCAUGAAGAUUCCACACCGCCCAUCCCGAAAUGGAAGCGAGCGGAUGCGCUCUGCCACCUCCUUCAACGCUUCUGUGCGCUCCAGGACCAGCUCUGGAAUUCAGCAGCAGUUUCCCCCAUCUCAGCAGCCAUCGUCCACCCCGGAACCGAUGAGUGCCAGCACCCACGUCAUCCCCAGCCCUCAGCCAUUCGAAGAGGCAGCCAGCACAUGAGCCGACAGCAAGAAACUUGCCGAGGCCUUGCACCGUUCCAGCUCACCAAGCCUCAUUUCCUGGCUCUGUGGCAUGGGGAUCCUGCAGAUCUGUGUUUUGG